Molecule: messenger RNA, 1020 nt
Organism: Mycena indigotica
Lineage: Eukaryota; Fungi; Basidiomycota; Agaricomycetes; Agaricales; Mycenaceae
Product: N-acetyltransferase ECO1
Exons: 3
Coding region: 1-1020 (339 amino acids)
Biological process (GO): mitotic sister chromatid cohesion
Cellular component (GO): chromatin; nucleus
Molecular function (GO): protein-lysine-acetyltransferase activity
Source: RefSeq, a predicted model, not a curated record
AUGUCGCGUCAAAGUGACUGGCGCGUGACUCGCGAGGACUCACUCUUGACCAUGUCUCUUCAAAGAACUUAUAGCUCCAAAAAGCGCACCUUCAGAGCCUCAUCCACAGAACCACUCUCUCCGCCUUCUGCUUCCCCUGUGGUCGGCCAGAAGCGCAAACGACAACCUCUAGAGGAGCAUCUCGGAAACAUCACUACCCCUGCUACGAAGCAACCCAAACUCGCCAAGGCCAAACCGCGCACAACCACGCCAAAAGCGAAAGAGAAGCCCAAAUACACCCAGCUACACUUCAACAUCGACCAGAGUGUCCUUCGCUCGUGUUCACUAUGUGGACUGUCUUAUAACAAAGGCGCGCCAGACGACGAAUCACUUCACAAAUCACAUUGCACGCGAGUUCAGAAGGGUAUGGAAUGGGGCCGCGACGAGGAGAAGGAAUGCUCCAAAGCAGGCGUUGUCGAGGUUUCUUCCAACGUCAAACUCAAGAAUGGACUGAGAGGAAGAAUCAUUUCGUUCCGUGCUGAUCUCGGUGGCAAGAUUGGGUCCAAGAUUUCAGUUCUACUCAAUACCAUAAACCUCACUCUGUCCGCUCCCGAUCUGACCCCCGACAUCUUACGUGCUUCAAAAGUGUACUUGUUCCUCGUCCCCUCGGUGGCGUCGACAUUCCGGGAGAAGAUUAUUGGCUGCGUCGUUGCCCAGCAAAUUUCCGCGGCUAUGGUCAUUGCCAGUGUAGCCGAGUGUACGGCUGCCUCCAAACUGGUCGCUGUUGACACCAGCACUGGCAUCUUCUGCCACCCAGAUCUGCUUCCAACGCCACUCGGUAUCCCACGUCUAUUCGUUCCUUCCUCCCACCGUCGACAGGGAGUCGCUAGCAAGUUGCUGACGGCUGCAGCAGAGACAUUUAUCUAUGGGUGCCGAUUGGACCCUCGGAAGGGUCAAGUGGCAUUCACACAGCCAACGGGGGACGGAAACGCAGUGAUGCGACAGUGGGGAGGAGGUGGAGUGCGAAUAUACGAGGAAUAG